UUAUUAUUCCAUCAAGUUAUUUUUUCUCGCUCUCUCUCUCUCUCUCUGUCUCUCUCUAAUAAAUAGGUUACAAACAAAAAGUUGAUGCGAAAAGUACAGAUGAUGAUGUAUUUGCUGAUCUUCUUCGCACUGAACCAUCUGGCUGCCGCAACUGCUAAGUGCAGUUUUCCUGUAGAAAAAUACCCGAGUGGAUCCAACACCAACACCUACGAAGCCAUGAAAUUCCUCACAGAUACGGAGCGGAGAUCAUCGGACAUCCUGCAUAGAUUAAUGCAAAUAUUCUGGGAUUACGAAAGUGAUCUUUCUGAACUCAACAGAGCGAGAAUGAUGAAUACGAUGCAAGAAUUUUCUGAGCUUCACAUGGAAAUAUGGAAGAAUGCUACAUCAUUUGUAUGGAGAGAUUUUAAAGAUGAAAAUGAAUUAGUUUACAAAUGGUUCAAGGCACAUUCUGUUAUCGGGACAAACGCUUUACCGAAAGAAGAGCGUAAUGAGGAAGCUGAAAUUUCUGCUGAUAUGGGAGAUAUUUACGCAAAAGCCAAACUUUGCCGUUUCAAUAAGUCGAGUAGCGAGACUUGCGAUUUGUCUUUAGAACCUGAACUGGUUGAGGUAUUCAUGUCCUCUCGAAAUGAAGCUGAACUGAAAUACUACUGGACUCAAUGGCGAGAAGAGACUGGAAAGAAGAUGAAGGAUAAGUUUGUCCGCUUGAGCGAAAUAAACAAUAAAGUUGCUUGUCUGAAUGGUUUUGAAGACACUGGAGAGUUUUCGCGGGAAGCGUAUGACAGCGAAACAUUUGUUGAAGAAAUAGAGGAAUUAUGGCAAACUCUCAAACCCUUGUAUGAACAACUGCACGCUUAUGUAAGGCGCAAGCUUAUUCAGUACUACCCACAUAUUGAUAUAAAAGAAGAUGGGCCCAUUCCUGCUCAUAUACUUGGAAAUGUGUGGUCUGAAUCUUGGAAUAACAUAUUUGAUAUUGUUCAGCCAUAUAACAAUAAAAAGUAUGUGAAUCUAAAGCAAAUAGAGCUGAAAAAGAAAAUGAUACCGUUAGACAUGUUUAAAAUCGCAGAAGACUUCUUCAUAUCUUUGGGCCUACCAGAGAUGACACCUGAGUUCUGGCAUUAUUCGAUCAUUGAAAAACAGAAAGACAAAGAAAUGGUUUGCCAUGCUUCAGCCUGGGAUUUCUACAACGGAAAAGAUUACAGAAUCAAAAUGUGUACACGCGUAAAUAUGGAAGAUCUUAUUGUAGUUCACCACGAAAUGGGUCACAUAAUAUAUGAUAUGCUCUACUCGCAUCAGCUUCUACUUUUUCAGUCAGGAGCAAAUCCAGGGUUUCAUGAGGCGAUUGGUGAUACGAUAGCUUUAUCAGUGGCUACGCCCAAACAUCUAGCAGCCAUAGGACUUACAGAAGAGAUAGAAGAAGAUUACGAAAAUGACAUCAACGCAUUGAUGGAUAUGGCCUUGGAUAAGGUAGCAUUUUUACCUUCUGGUUAUCUGAUUGACGCUUGGAGAUGGAAAGUCUACGAUGGAAGCAUCAGUAGCAAAGAGCUUAAUUCACAGUGGUGGAAUUUCAGGCUAAAACUCCAAGGACUUUGCCCACCUGUGAAAAGAACUGAGGAUGAUUUUGAUCCUGCAUCAAAAUAUCACGUUGCCGCUAGUGUGCCUUAUAUUAGAUAUUUUGUAAGUUACAUCAUCCAGUUCCAGUUUCACAAAGAACUAUGUGACGCAGCAGGAUACAUAGGACCUCUACACAAAUGUGACAUAUACCAGAGUAAAAAAAGCUGGAAAGUUAUUGAGCGAUAUGCUCAGCCUUGGAUCUUCCGUCCACUGGAAAGAGGCCAUGAGAGUCAUUACAUGAGGCAAGACUUCAAAAAUGGACGCCGGCCCGAUCUUGGAGUAUUUUGCCCCACUCAUGGAAUGGCUGAAAGAACAAAACAAAGACGAAUUUAUUGGAUGGAGAAUCAAGUGAGCCCUCAGAUACACAUUCUGCGAGAAAUUAGAAACAGACUCUGUUACCAAUCUUCAGUUCAGGGUUCAUAUUUUUUAUUUUCAAUUUUGAGACGAUUUUAUUUCACCUCAUCACCAAAGUAUAUUAAAAGAUUCUUGAUCUGCAAGAUGAUGUGGUGUAUACUGACUGUGAGUCUGCUGAGUCUUUUCAUGACUGCAACGGCAGAUUGCAGUAAUGUGAAAGAAAAGUACGUGAGCGGAAGCAACACAAAUGUGUACGAAGCUUUGCGGUUCCUCAAAAACAAUGAUCGUUUAGUGUCGCAAACUGUAAAUAAAGCCGCCAUCGCUAGUUGGAAUUACCAAAGCAAUCUUACAGAACCAAAUAAAGAAGUCAUGUUGAAAACGCAGCAAGAAGUAGCUAAACUGGCCAAAGAAACUUGGAAAAACGCAACAUCUUUUGCGUGGAAGGAGUUUAAAGACAAAAACGCAACGGCUUACAGGUGGUUCAAGAGCCUUUCCGUCCUCGGAACUGCAGCUUUGCCUGAUGAUAAAUUUGCGGAGCUUAGUGAAUUAACUGCUGAUAUGCAAGAUAUUUACGCGAAAGCGAAAGUAUGCCGAUUAAAUUCAACUGACAGUAAACAUUGCGAUUUAUCUCUAGAACCAGAGCUGACUGAAAUCCUCAUCAACUCCAGAAACGAAGCAGAGCUGAAGCACGUUUGGACCAAGUGGAGAGAUGUUUCCGGCAAAGUGGUGAAGGACAAAUUUCUGAGAUAUGUCGACUUAUCCAAUGAAGCAGCUUGCUUGAAUGGUUUUAAGGAUAACGGGGAGAUGUGGAGGGAAGCAUAUGAAAGUGACUCGUUCGUAGAAGAGAUAGAAGAACUGUGGAACGUUAUCAGGCCCUUCUACGAGCAACUCCACGCUUAUGUCAGACGCAAGCUAAUCCAACGCUAUCCACAUAGUGGCAUUAAACCAGAUGGUCCAAUUCCCGCACAUCUGCUCGGAAACAUGUGGGCUCAAACAUGGGGCAACAUAUUUGAUAUCGUUAAACCGUAUCCCAAGAAAAAGUUCGUUGAUGUAACAGAUGCAAUGGUAGCUAAGAUAAUGACCCCCAUGGACAUGUUUAAAAUGUCUGAAGAAUUUUUCACCUCCAUUGGUAUGAAGAAAAUGACACCAGAAUUCUGGCAACGCUCCAUCAUCGAAAAGCCGAAAAACAGAGAAAUGGUUUGCCAUGCUUCUGCUUGGGACUUCGCAGAUGGAAAAGAUUUUAGGAUCAAAAUGUGUACUCGGGUAAAUAUGGAAGAUUUCAUUACGGUUCACCAUGAAAUGGGCCACAUCGUAUAUUUCAUGUAUUACGCUGGUCAACCUUUAGUUUUCAGAGAAGGAGCAAAUCCAGGUUUCCAUGAAGCAAUAGGAGACACUAUAGCUUUGUCAGUAGCAACUCCAAAACAUCUGAAAGAAGUAGAUCUUCUUGAAGAAUUAUCGGAAGAUGAGGAAAGCGACAUUAACACUCUGAUGGACACAGCUUUGGACAAGAUUGCUUUCUUGCCUUUUGGCUAUCUCAUAGACGCCUGGAGAUGGAAAGUGUUUGACGGCAGUAUUAAGAGAGACGAACUCAACUCUGAAUGGUGGAAACUUAGAUUGAAAUACCAAGGACUUUGCCCACCAGUCAAGAGAACCAACGAUGAUUUGGAUGCAGCAGCUAAAUACCAUGUAAUCGCCGAUGUUCCAUAUAUAAGAUAUUUCGUCAGUCAUGUUAUCCAGUUCCAGUUCCAUAAAGCAUUAUGCGAUGCAGCGGGAUACAAAGGACCUCUGCAUAAAUGUGAUAUAUACAAGAACAAGAGGGCAGGACAGUUGUUGGGUGAUAUGUUGAGCCUUGGUAAAUCCGUCCAUUGGAACGAAGCAAUGAAAGUUAUAACGCAGGGCGCAACGCACAAAAUGAAUGCCAAGCCCUUGGUUGAGUAUUUCGCUCCCCUCUUGAAAUGGUUAAAAAUUCAAAACAAGAAUGAAACUUUGGGGUGGAACAGCAGCGACCCUAUGGUCUGCCCAUAAAGCUUUGAAUAUCCUCUAUAGUCAACAAGUCAUUAAAUAAUCUAUCGAAACUGAAACAACAGCAUUAAAAUGUAUUUGUAGUGAAUACAUAUACAAGGAUUUGACACUGUUGAAUUUUGAACAAUUCUUCAGAUUUUUGCUUUUGAAUUCUAUGAAAAGAAAAAAUAUGUAUUCAUCUGUCGGCAUUUCUUUCUUCAUUUUUUUCCGUGCAUAUUUAUAGAAAAAAAAAGCAAUUAUAUGAAAAAUGUCAUUCACUUCAUGUUUAAAUAAAACAUUUAUUUAUUUACAAAAA
Molecule: messenger RNA, 4282 nt
Organism: Argiope bruennichi
Lineage: Eukaryota; Metazoa; Arthropoda; Arachnida; Araneae; Araneidae
Product: angiotensin-converting enzyme-like
Exons: 28
Coding region: 85-3990 (1301 amino acids)
Biological process (GO): proteolysis
Cellular component (GO): plasma membrane
Molecular function (GO): metallopeptidase activity; peptidyl-dipeptidase activity
Source: RefSeq, a predicted model, not a curated record